Caenorhabditis angaria is the source of this 492-nucleotide messenger RNA. The record is from the annotation of a GenBank genome assembly. Lineage: Eukaryota; Metazoa; Nematoda; Chromadorea; Rhabditida; Rhabditidae.
AUGCUUCACCUUUUGAUUUUUCUCAAUUCGGUGAAUGCAAUUUAUUAUAUGUGGAACAUAACAAUAGUUGGUCGAUUGUUUUGUAAUGGUAUUCCGAUGGCUAAUCAUCAAGUUAUUCUAAUUGAUCACGAUCACAGUGAGUUGGAUCGAGCUUUUUGUAGAGCUUUCAAAAAUAUGUGUUAAAAUCGGCUAUAUUCUGCAGUUCCUUUCGAUAAAACGGAUUUUCUCAACGAAACUUUCACCGAUGAAAACGGCAAUUUCGAAGUUUAUGGACAAGAGCGCGAAUUUCGCAAAAUCGAUCCGCGACUUUGUAUAAAACAUUUGUGUUAUGAAGAAAAUGUGGUAACAUUGCACGAAUCCAACACUUUUCAUAAGGAUUAUUUGGGAACUGUUGUGAAUUUUACGUAUAAUUUUAAUAGGCAUAAGAAAUUUAAGGAUUCGUUUUUACAUGAACUACGGUGUCAUCAACAUAUGUCAACUAUCUGUAACUGA